AUACUCAACUCAACUUUAUUUAUAUAGCACAUUCCAACAACAGCAGUUGACACAAGGUGCUGAACACAAAAGAAAAAAAGAAAACAGACACUACAACACGUUAAAACACAAGAUUAAAUAUAGGGAGAUAAAAACAUUAAAGACAGUAAAGAUACAGAAUAAAACAUGGAGUAAAAAGGCAUCGAUCCUCAGGUUCACAUGAGCAUCUUCAUCACACCAUCUUUAUAUCUAGUCACAGCACUGAGCUUCACAUCUGGUUCUCCCAGUCUCAUAACAGAGAAUUUUUGACACUGCUCUGAAAGAUGCAGACAGCAAUCAUCUGUUUGUUUUCUCCGACUCGGAUGAAUGAGGUCAAUGCAUGCUCAUAAAAGUUUUACAAGCAAAAACAGACAAGGAUCCAGGUUGUCCUAGAGCGGAGUGUCCUCUCUGUUUGGACUGGCUGACAGCCACUCAGGUGAGCAGGGUUCCCACCUCCUGCAGCAGUUCCAGCUCCCAGUGAGGGGAAAGGUCAAGUAAACUGCUGCUGGCGUGAGUCCAGAGGAGGCAGGAACACACCUGGCUCGUGUGGUACGAGCCAGUUUGUCCUGAGACGGAGAACAAACCCAACCUGGACGCAAGAGCGUGUCUCGGAGAGAUAACAGCACCAGAGAGACUGGAAAGGACAACAGCAUGAAAACGCUUUUACUUCUGGCUGUCAUUUCUACAGCAUGUCGGGCACAGAUGGACUGCUCUCUUGGGGCGUGUUACCCCCCCAGCCAGGACUUGCUGCUGGGCCGGGUUCAGCAGCUGCAAGCCUCCUCAACCUGUGGUCUCACCGAGUCUGAGGUCUUCUGCACCCUGUACCAGCAGAGGAGGAUCAAGUGCUGCCCCUGUGACUCCAGGAACCCCAAUAGUCAGUUAGCCCACACAGUCCAGGAUGUCCUGUCAACUUCUGGACCAGAGAGGUGGUGGCAGUCCAAGAAAGGAGUGACUCCAGUUAGCCUUCAGCUGGACCUCAACAGUCUGUUCCAGCUGGAAAGCCUGGUGCUGAGCUUUAAGGGUCCUCGUCCCGGAGCUCUGGUCAUCGAGAAGACUCUGGAUCACGGCCUGACAUGGCAACCGGCUCUGUACUUAGCAACAGACUGUCAGAGAUCAUUUCCCAGCAUUCCCACGUCGUCUCCUCUCACGCUGGAGGACACAUACUGCCAUCCGCUGAAGUCCAACGGACCCAACCCGAACCAGGAGCAGACUAUUGACUUCAGCCCUCUGCGUCAGUACAUGUUUGUUCCAGCCUCCCACAGUCAGAAGGUUGAAGCUGUGUCGGGGUUAACGGGGCUCAGGGUGAAGCUGACCGAGCUGGGUGAUGUGCCUCAGCUGCCAGGAAGGGGUCUGAGCCAGUUUUACGCCCUCAAGGAGAUGAGAGUGAUUGGCAGCUGCAUGUGUCAUGGACACGCCAACCGCUGUGUGCCGCAGGACAGCAGCGUACCGGUGAGUCCUCAGUGCGACUGCCAGCACAACACGGCGGGUCUGAACUGUGAACGCUGCGCUGACCUCUACAACGACCUGCCCUGGAGGGCUGCUGAGGACGGAAACACGCAAACCUGCAAACGGUGUGAGUGCAACAACCAUGCGCAGAGUUGCCACUUUGACUGGGCCCUGUUCGAGUCCAGCGGGCGGCGCAGUGGAGGAGUGUGUGACAACUGCAUGCACCACACCACCGGGCCACAGUGUGACCGCUGCGCCCCGGGGUACCAGCCGAACCCCCGCAGCCGGAUGGACCGUCCUGACGCAUGCAUACGCUGUUCCUGCAGCUCUGAUGGGACAGUGGAUGGGGGUCGAUGUGAGGACAGCCCCGACUCCUGCCGCUGCAAAGAGAAGGUGGAGGGCCCCCGCUGUGAUCGCUGCAAAACAGGGUUCUACGGAUUGAGUGCGUCCAAUCCUGCAGGCUGCAGCCCGUGUUCCUGUUCUCCAGAUGGCUCCAUGUCAGACGUGUGUGAACCCGUGACCGGUCAGUGUCCCUGCCAGCCCCACUUCCAGGGUAGAACGUGUGACCGGUGCUCCAGUGGGUAUUGGAAGCCGGCCCUGUCAAAACGCUGCGAGCCCUGCAGCUGCGACCCCACCAGCUCAACCAGUGAUGCCUGUGACCAGCUGACUGGUCAGUGUUGGUGCCGGCCCGGCUUUGGAGGUCGAACGUGCUCGGAGUGUCCAGAUGGCUCCUAUGGAGACCCUCUGACAGGCUGCCAGCGGUGUCAGUGUGACGCUGAGGGUUCCCUUCCUGGAGGCUGUGACAAGCAGACGGGCGCCUGUCGAUGUCAGCCUGGUGUCACCGGCGCUCGCUGUGACUCCUGCAGUCGAGGAUACUGCAACGCUUUCCCAUCCUGCAAACAGUGUCCCUCCUGCUUCUUCUACCUGGACAGGCAACUAAGAACCACGAGCCUGGCACUGGAGAGAAUCUCCAAAAGCCUCAUCUCCCGUCCUGGAGAAGGUGCUCCUCUGGACCCUCUUAUUCAGGCCCUGGAGGACCAGCUGAAUCAAAUAAGGAGCGCUGUCUCUUUUCCACCUGAAAGUGUUUCAGAAGUCAAAGAUGCUCUGUCUCAGUUAGAGGAGCUCAGGAAGCAGUUGGAGCAGGCUAAUGGAAAUCUUCCUUCCUUCGAGAAAACUCCUGGUUUGGCGUCAGAGUUGGCCAAACUUCAGGAUGUCUUCAACCAACUGACUCUGAUCUACAAGGCAAAAAAAGCAGUCUUAGAGAACUCCAUCAGCUCUGAGAACACGGGAGCAUUGGAUGCCAUCAGGAAGUCUUACGACGAGUCCAACGAGGCAGCAGAGAGGGUGAACAGCACCAGGACCACGCUGCAGGAGGCGGUCGCCGUCAGACAGGAAACCAAAGACCUACAGGGUCAAGUUCAGCCUACCAACACCAGAGAUCUGAGCAAACUCAACCACAGCAUGGCUUCACAGCCAAACCUCACUCCCAUUGCCAAACAGGCUUGUGGCAGUUCUCGAUUAGAGCCCUGCACCCCACUCCAGUGCAUAGGGGAAGAUCUGUGUCCUCCAGAGGGCGCUCCAUCCUGUGAAAAGGCAGCAGAAUGUGUUGGCGCUCUUCCUCUGAGUCGCAGGGCAAAUGCUGAUGCUGAGGAUGUAAAAGAGCGAUUGGGGAGGCUGAAAAAAAAGAUCACAGAAGCAGCAGAGAAGCUCCAGAAAACACAGGAGAAAACCAAAGAAGUGAGACAGUCUGCUGAGAAGCUGUCUGACAAAAUAAAGCAGGCCAAAGAUGGGUUUGAAGAAGACCUGAAGGCGACACGUGGAGUGGUAAAGGAGCUCAAGGACUUCCUGUCAGACCCGUCCUCCAACCUGACCCAAAUCCAGGAGGUGAGUGACUGGAUACUGAAAGCCAAGUUGCCCCUGAGCAUUGCUGAUCUAAGGAAGAAGCUGGAUGAGCUGAAGGAUCUGGCAGCAAAUCUGCCGAACAGCACAGCAGUGCUAAAAGAGGCGGAGCCGCAGCUCGACAUGGCCAGGAAGCUGCUGCAGGAUGCUCAGGACACCAGAGAUGUUGCAGUGGGAGUGAAAGCUGAUGUGGAUGAGCUCCUAACAGGAUUCAGUAAUACUGAGGGCGCCCUUUCUGAGCUGGAGGACAAACUGCUGGAUAUCACAGAUCUCAUCAACAGCCUAAGCAGCAAUCUGAGUCUGUCUGAAGACUUGUUGAGUCCAGCAGAGAAGGCUCUGGAUGAAGCAUCAGCACUGAUUAAACCAAUGAAAUCCCAGCUGGAAGAUCUAAAGACUCUGCUGCAGGAUGCAGGCCAGCAGGCCCAAGAGGCUGAGGAAAAGGCAACUGAAGCUGAAGAGGAAGCAACUGCUGCUGAUCAGGAUCUGCAGAACUUGGAGAAACAGCUCGAUCGCCUCAGAAAAGAAGCACCCCCUGGAACGACAGCAGGGUCAACAGAGGAUCGUCUCGCCAAACUAAAGGAGGACGCUGCGGCUUUGACAAACACAACAGAGACGAUGACUCAGACUCUGGAUGGAAAAGCAGAUUCCCUCAGAAAACUACAGGAUGAAGUUCUUCAAAAGUCCAGCAAGCUUGAAGGGCUUGAUACUAAAGUCAAGGAGCUCCUGGACAAACUUCGGAAGAAAGCUCACGACUUGAGAGUGUGUCAGGGCUGAGAGUCCCCCCAAGCCCCCAUCCGUGCCCUCGUCGCCAAGGAUAAGUGUUGUAAUAGAAUGAGCUAGGAAAGAAUAUUUAACUGAUUUCUGGUUUAUCUGAUACAUCAGGUUAAUAUGUCAAAACUCUUUUUUUUAUUCUGUUAUUAUUUAAAAUAUUUUAAGUAUUAUUUGUGUUAAAAUCAGUUGGACAAAACUACAAUUCUCAUGAGCCAGAAAUCAAUCAUAUUUCAUUCAAAAGCACUUUAUUGAUACUGAAUGUGAGCGACAGCUUAACACUCAGUUUAAACAACUUGUUAGAUCUUUUAUGAUCAGCAGCUCCGCCCCCAUUGCAUCUAGCUCCGCCUCCAGCUAACCAUUAUCAAUCCUGAUGUUCUUUUUACUUUACGUUUUAAAAAUGUUUCCAUCCAUGUGCACAGAGGACGUGCCAGCUUAUCGUUUUUUAUAUAAUGGUCAACUGUUUUAAUGCCUUACAAAAAUCUUCUGAGGUCUUUUACCUACACGUCCGCCUGUUGACUGAUUGUUUACUUGUAAACAAUCAUAAGUGUCACUUUUUGUUUUAAUGGAAAUAAAAACCUGAUUCUUUUUGUA
Molecule: messenger RNA, 4725 nt
Organism: Oryzias latipes (Japanese medaka)
Lineage: Eukaryota; Metazoa; Chordata; Actinopteri; Beloniformes; Adrianichthyidae
Gene: lamb3
Product: laminin subunit beta 3
Biological process (GO): animal organ morphogenesis; axon guidance; basement membrane assembly
Cellular component (GO): laminin trimer
Source: RefSeq, a predicted model, not a curated record